AUGACGAAUAACUAUGAUGUUAUAGAUGAUAACUAUGUACAAGUACCUAAGAAUAUCAUAAUUCUUCAAGAUCAAUUUGCAGUAAUUAAUAAUUUAUCAAAACAGUAUACAAAUUCAAGACAUAAUUUUAUACUGCAAAAGGCAUAUCUUUGUCAAAGGAAAACAAUUGGAUUGCUCCUUUUGGUUUCUGCAUUAAAUGUUAGUGCAUUAGCCGUGAUGUGA
Molecule: messenger RNA, 222 nt
Organism: Funneliformis mosseae
Lineage: Eukaryota; Fungi; Glomeromycota; Glomeromycetes; Glomerales; Glomeraceae
Source: the annotation of a GenBank genome assembly